AUGGACUGGCAGCGUUCUUUAGCUGGCAUUGAGCUAUGGCUGCUGCUCCUAUGUUUGCCAAUGCCAUUUACACUGAUCCAAGCCUGGAGCCUGCCUGCUCACCCUGUAGCACCUUCAGCUGCAGCUCCAGUUCCAGCUGCCAUCCCCGUUGCCCGGGCAGCGACAACGACACCUGCUGGCCGACAACUAAAUGCCUUUACGCCUUAUUUGGACCUAGCUUUAUGUCCGAUUCGACCCGAGCCCUGGUCGUGUGCUCGUCAAAGAUCGGCCAGAAUUCUGGAUGCUUGGGAUGAUGAAUUGCAGUUGCAGUGGCAAAAGCUGAAAGUGGAAGCGGACCGGCAGCUGAAUGCGACGAUUGAGAGACGCGGCUACAGCGCCUCGGAGCUGCCCAUCAAAGAGAAGCCAUCGACAUUGUUAAAGAAAAUCGAAAUCGGCACGAAAUACAUGAAGGAAUAUCUAGCAGAGACGAUGGACGGUUUUCUUGGUCGCGAAUACGAGUAUUUGCAAGCGCCAAAAUCAAAAGCGGAUGAUAGUGAAAACGUGGAAUAUGACGAUGACGACGACGAAGAGGCGGAAACAGAGGGAGAUGCCGAGGCUGACGGUGAGGGUGAUGCAGAUGCAGAUGCUGAUGCUGACGGCGAUGCAGAUGGAGAUGCUGAGGCAGAGGAGGAAUCCGCAGUCGAUAAUAGUAUCGAGGAUGAGGCAGAGGGGGAUGCAGCGUCUAACAGCGUCGAUCACGACGACGAAGAGGAGGAUGAGGAGGAGGAAGACGAAGCAGACGAAGAACCUGAAGCGGAAAAUGAAAGUGCACAAAUUGUGCCACAGCCGACGAAUGAUGUGAAGAGCUCAGUGUUUAGCGAUGGUGGUGCAUCGAGCGGUGUGGAGUUCAUAGAGCUCGAAGAUGGUGCAGACAAUGCGGCGGGCUCUGCGAAGAAGCCAGGCAAAGGCGGCAAACGCAAGAAGAACAAGAACAAGCGCAGGAAGAAGAAGAAGAAGGGUGGCCAGUCAGAGCAUCAGCCAGCCACCCUGGUGGUGGUGCAGGCAGCGCCAGAGCACCACGAAGUUGACGCCGGACACGAGAGUGGACCAGCAGUUGUCAGCCACGGCGGCGGCCAUGGAGGCGGCCAUGGAGGUGGCCAUGGAGGCGGUCAUGGGGGUGGCCAUGGAGGCGGCGGUGGCCGGCCCUUCAAGCGCAAGACCAAGCGUGGCAAGCGCAAGCGUAAGGGCCAACACUCGACGGCAGUGGUGGAGCACGAGUCCAGCGAUACACUGGGCCUGGAGUUGUUGGAUGACCUGCUCGAUGUGGACGCGGACGCCUUGCUAGCUGGAGGAAAGCGCAAGCAUAAGAACCCGUUUAAUUAUGGUAGAAGUAACGGAGUUACGCGCGGCAAGAAGAAGAAGAAGAAGAAGGCAGCCGCUAAACUCCUACUGAUCGGCUCACUACUGAAGGCCAAAAUCGAAUUGCUGCUCAAAAUUUUGGGCGCCCAUUUGCAGAUUAAGUUCUUUGCCAUAGCCCUGAUCGGAUUGCUGAUAAAUAUUGCCCGAUUCUGGAUCGAUGUCAAGCGGGGCGGUGCACCGUCCAAGGUUGUCUAUGUCGAACAUGCUCAUCAUCAGCACCACUAUGAGGACCAUGGCGAGGAUUGGGGCGAACAGGGUAGCUACUGGAAGCGUUCGCUACAAACGGAGCCAUCCAUCGAAGAUCUCGACUCGUCCACGGAUAGCUACCAAAAUCGACCGCUCUUGCAGCAGUCGCAGCCGGAGGAUGCACACCAUCUGGCCUAUCGCAAUCAAUAUCAGUGGCAAUAAUAGCUAUAUAAACAUACUUUUAUUUGACUUACUGAUUAUUAAAUAAUCCCUUGAGUCCU
This is a messenger RNA of Drosophila arizonae, 1865 nucleotides long. RefSeq lists its product as uncharacterized. The record is from RefSeq and is a predicted model, not a curated record. Lineage: Eukaryota; Metazoa; Arthropoda; Insecta; Diptera; Drosophilidae.